Molecule: messenger RNA, 1705 nt
Organism: Rhizophagus irregularis DAOM 181602=DAOM 197198
Lineage: Eukaryota; Fungi; Glomeromycota; Glomeromycetes; Glomerales; Glomeraceae
Biological process (GO): signal transduction
Molecular function (GO): protein binding
Source: RefSeq, a predicted model, not a curated record
UUUUUUUUUUUUUAAAAAAAAAAGGAAAAAAAAAUUUCACAGACCUUUUUAAUUAGUUACAUUUUUAUAUUUUAAACACAAUAAUUUUAAUAAAAUGGGUGGACAACUUACAAAAGAACAAGCUCGUCUACCUUUUGGUUACGUUUCCUCUAAAUCUAAUAAUAGACGACGAAUAACGACGGGUCUUACCCCUUCAACGAUAAGACCUAAUGUACAUCCAACCUCAGAUACUCCAGAUUCACUUUUGAAUGACCUUUAUGAACUUAAUAAUCAUUUACAGAAUGUAUCUAAUCAUCUUACUCUGAUUCCACCAAGUGGAGAAACGGCAUCGAUAGUAACGACAGCUACUGAUGUUAUUUAUCCCGAACCUGUAACGGAAUCAGAUAAACCUGACGAAGAAUUAUCAUGGGCGAUAUUACAUUCUCAUAAUGGUGAUGACCGUUCGUGUUUUCAUGGGGUAACUGAUGAAUUAAUAGAUGAAAAUAGCGAACUAAGUCAUAUAUUAUUUAGUGAAUUACCUAACUUAAAAAAUAUCGGGCUUUGUUCUCUUGGGCUAGUAAAAUUAAGUAAAAAUAUCUGUUUUCUAUAUAUUACGAAUUGUCUACAAAUAUGCUGUAAUGAGUUGACAGAAAUACCGGCAGAGAUUGGAUAUAUGAAAAAUUUAACAAAACUCGACCUGUCCAAAAAUAAAUUAGAAUAUAUUCCAGAUACAAUUGGAUUCUUACAUAAGCUCGUUGAUCUUAGAUUAUCAGAAAAUCAGUUGACAUACAUACCAUCUUCUAUUGGAUCUCUUAAGAAACUUGGAACUUUGUUGCUUGAUUGUAAUAAAAUUGUAGAAUUACCUCCAGAGAUUGGAGAAAUUAAAACACUUGUCAAUUUGGAUGUUCGCGAUAAUCCAAUUACCGUUUUACCUGCCGAAUUGGGAAGGCUUCAAUAUCUACGCAAACUUCGUACAGAUGGUUGUCCAUUGAAAACGGAAUUCGUACAUGAAAUCACACAUUCACCUCCAACACUUAUGGAAUUAGCCGCACGAGCUAUCGUUAGGAAACAAAUACCAAUUCUAGAGGAUACGACAGAACAUCUAAAAGAUUAUCUUGCAGGCGCUAAAAAAUGUAGCUUUUGUUAUGGGCCAUACUUUGAAAGUUUUGUUAAAAGAGGAAAGAUAAUUGAUAAGAACGAUCAACAUAUUCCUCUUGAAUAUAGACUAUGUUGUCCACAUUGGAAUACUGAACAAGAACGAGUUAGUUUACUAUUCUGUGCGUUACCAGAUACUGCACCUAGCUCUGAACCAUAUAAUUAUCCAAAUAAUAUUGAUCCUACCAUAGCAUCAGAUGGUAAUGCGCCAAUAGUAAAUGAAAUGGUUUCAACCGAAUCACAACAAAAACUUCAACGUCAUCCUUCUGCAAGACGUUCAAUGACAAUUCCCCUUAGUUCUCUUGCGAGAUCCCCUUCGUUACCAAGUUUACCGAGGUCAGCUUCUCCAAGACCUACAAGUCAAUUAGGAGAUGAUGUAGGAGUGAAAAAAAGUAAUAGUACACGUGGAAAAAACGGAGUAUCUCUCUGGAGACCAAGGAAGAAUAGUUCCGCAUCUGCAAUUUUGGGAAAGCCUUUACGUAACAGUUCAUCUUUGCGCCUAAGUUCUAGAUGGCGUUCACAAUAUUGAUUUACGCAAUUACAUAUUCCAGUAAAAAAAAAAAAAAAAUUA